This is a messenger RNA of Aspergillus thermomutatus, 1020 nucleotides long. RefSeq names its product DUF614 domain protein. Bases 1 to 1020 code for a protein of 339 amino acids. The transcript has 2 exons. Lineage: Eukaryota; Fungi; Ascomycota; Eurotiomycetes; Eurotiales; Aspergillaceae. The record is from RefSeq and is a predicted model, not a curated record.
AUGGACCGGCAAUUACGAUUGGACACCUCCUUUGGUGUGGGAGCUCAAAGAUACUCUUUUAUUGAGACGCCGUUAGAAAUGCAACCUUCGGGACAAAGGAUAGAGCGACAAGUACCGCUGCCAGAGCCAGAGCCAGAGACCGGAGAAAAUGCUUGUCCAAUUCAGCAGCAGGUCACCGCAACGGAAGACGUUCAACCAUUGUUCAAUGAGAAGGCUCAACUUCAGCAUGAGCCUGCUGCCUCUGUCUACGGCGGUGGUCCGCCCAUUGGGCAGCACCCUGCGCAUUAUGCUCCCUAUGCGGAGGAUGCACCACAACAGGCGCAGUUUGAUACCGCUGCACCAGCAUACUCGUACAGCGCUCGCCCCGAUCCACCGGGACCACUUCCAGUCAAGACAGACCCUGAAGCCUCAGGACAAUUCUCGGAGUAUCGAAAGAUAACUGUUGCGCCUGACGAGAACCCAUUACAUUCUCCCCACUUGCCACGCUUUCCUCCACCGAUCGUGACCAGCGCGCCACACACAACUACGCUAAUGUCCUAUCAUCAACCGGGACAGAUUGCACAUCCCAACCAGGUUGUCAAUGGUGGAACCUGGAGUCACGGUUUAUGCGAAUGUUCUAGCAUUGGGACAUGUUGUCUUGGACUUUUGUGUCCUUGUAUACUCUACGGGAGGACGCAGUAUCGCCUUUCGAUGAAAUCGAAAAAAGAGAACCCAACCAAUAUGCUAGGCUACGAAACAUGCAACGGCUCGUGUACGGCCAUGGCCUUGCUAUGCGGAUGCCAAUGGCUGCUGGCUACGGUGCAGCACACACGGACACGCAAAGCGUACGGUAUUAGAGGCAAUGUUGGGUCCGAUUGUGUGCGAGCGACAUGCUGCACAUGUUGCACGCUCAUACAAGACGAAAAGGAAUUCAAGACGCGGGAAGAAGAGCGAGAAAGAGCUGCUAGGGCCACCGGGCAGGCGCUGGUAUCACCAUAUGCAGCGCCCCUGCAGAUGUCCUAUGGCCAGCCGCCGAGAUAA